This is a messenger RNA of Lecanosticta acicola, 1332 nucleotides long. The record is from the annotation of a GenBank genome assembly. Lineage: Eukaryota; Fungi; Ascomycota; Dothideomycetes; Mycosphaerellales; Mycosphaerellaceae.
AUGGUCAUCCAAGACCCCUUCAAGCCGGCCAAGCGGGUCGCGGGCCAGAGACAAGAUGUUUGGAGCAUUGUGAAUGAGGCGGCACAACAGAGUAACGUGAGUCCCAUGGUCAAUAUGGGCCAGGGAUUCUUUGGAUACAACCCUCCGCAGUUCGUUGUCAAUGCAGCAAAGGAGGCAUUAGAUCGGGUUGAAUGCAAUCAGUACUCGCCGACGAAGGUAAGCUGGAGGAACGAGAGUCGAUAGUGGGGAUUGACAUUGAGAGAAAAUGUACAGGGACGACCGCGCCUAAAGAAGGCUAUCGCAGAGGCGUAUUCGCCAUUCUUCGGCAAGCAAUUGAAUCCAGAUACUGAGGUGACGAUCACGACCGGCGCAAACGAGGGAAUGCUGUCUGCGUUUAUGGGCUUCUUGGAGCAGGGAGACGAAGUGAUCGUGUUCGAACCGUUCUUCGACCAAUACGUCAGCAACAUUGAGAUGCCUGGUGGAAAAGUGGUGUACGUCCCUAUGCAUCCACCCAAAGACGGGGCAGUCAAGACCACCAGUGCAAGCGAAUGGACCAUCGACAUGAAAGAGCUCGAGGCGGCAAUCACGGAUCGGACACGCAUGAUCGUACUCAACAGCCCGCACAACCCCAUUGGCAAGGUGUUUAGCAAGACAGAGCUCCAAGCAAUUGGCGACGUGUGCGUAAAACACAACAUCAUCAUCCUGUCCGACGAAGUUUACGACAGAUUAUACUACGUACCCUUCACCCGUGUCGCUACUCUAUCGCCUGAAAUCGCAAAGCUCACGAUCACGGUGGGAUCUGCGGGCAAGAACUUCUACGCGACGGGAUGGAGAGUGGGCUACCUGAUCGGCCCAGAGCACCUUAUCAAAUACGUCUCCGCAGCACACACGCGGAUCUGUUACAGCUCCGUAUCGCCACUGCAAGAAGCCACGGCUGUUGCCUUUGAGCAGGCAGAUGCGCACAACUUCUGGGAAGAGUCCAAGACGGAGAUGAAGAGCAAGAUGGACCGCUUCAACCAGGUGUGGAACGAGCUCGGCCUUCCAUACUCAGAUCCCGAGGGAGGCUACUUCGUGCUGGUCAACAUGGCAAAGGUCAAGCUGCCAGAAGACUACCCGUUCCCUGAGCAUGUGGCGACAAGACCGCGAGACUUCAAGUUGUGCUGGUGGUUGAUCAAGGAGUUCGGCGUUGCUGCGAUCCCGCCGACCGAGUUCUUCACGGACGCCAAUGCACACAUCGUGGAGGACUGGCUGCGAUUCGCGGUUUGCAAGAACGACGAUGUGCUUGAGCAAGCGAAGGAGAGGCUCAGGGGACUGAAGAAGCAUAUGUCGUGA